CACGGGGAGACGUGCGCAUGCGCCAGAGGAGGACGAGUGGCCGCGCGGAAAGGGUUUCCCACGUGGGUGGGGGCUGGCUCGCGGAUUUGCGCGUUCCAACGGGGCGAAAGCAAGCGAUCCAAAGGGAUUGCUUCUGAAACUCAGGUGCCCAGAACUGAACGCAGUAUUCCAGAUGAGGCCUGACCAAUGCAGAAUAUAGUGGGACUAUUACUUCCCUCGACCUGGAAACUAUAGCUCUGUUUAUGCAGCCCAAAACCACGUUUGCCUUUUUUGCCGCAGCAUCACACUGCUGGGUCAUGUUCAACUUGCGAUCCACUACAAUUCCAAGGUCCUUCUCACAUGCACUACUGCUAAGCCAGGUUGCUGUCUCCCCAGACCCCUUGAGGAUGUCAAACCACAACACUGAGAGGAAUAAUCCCAAAACUCACAAGAACCUUGGGAAUCCACCCAGGCAUCCUGGGUCUUUCAGGAAAAAAGAUUCAGAAGUUUUCAUCGGUAAUCUCCCACUGGAUGUCAAAGAGAUGGAAAUGGUGCUCUUGCUGAAGGAGUUCGGUGUGAAGUCCGUCAAGAAGUGCAUGUCGCUUUGUAGCAGUUUUGUGUUUCUGGAGCUGGCGUCCCCCGAGGCGGUGCAGCUAGCUGUCCAGUGUCUGAACGGGAGCCUGGUGCGCGGGAGGCGUAUAACUGUGGCCGUUGCGGAGGACAGGCGGCCCCACGAGCCGGCGAAGAUAAACACAGGGAUGCCGGAUUUGGAACUUGUCCUCUGCGAAGAGCUUGGACUGAACUCUGAUCCUGUCCCCAAAGCCGACACCCAGAUCUUGACCCCUUCGAAGCAGAAGGCUCUUUACGCUGUUCCCAUUGAAAUGAGAACCUCCUUCCUGGUGCACAUGUUGAAAGAUUGCUUUCAGGAGGUCAGUUGGCUGCUCUCCAUUGCGAAAGUCACUGGAAAAGUGGGGCUCCUGGUGAUGGAUACCAUUCCACAGUCCCCUUACUUCUGGGCCAUCCACCUCACGAAGGAAUGCCAUCAAAAUAUGCAAAAGCUGUUCACUGCCUUGGCAGAAGUUGAGUCUCAGGUUCCCUUUCUGAUCAAGCAAGACGUCCACCAAGGGACACGGUGCCUGGCAGAGUGCGUUGUAGGGAACGAAGGCAAUGCCUGGAACAGGUGCUGGGUUUUGGAAAAGGCGGAGGAUCUGGCAAUGGUGUUCUUUGUGGACUUUGGGCACUCCGCCACUGUCCCCUUGAAUUCCCUGCGGAAGCUGGACAGAGAUGAAUUCUGGAAAAUAAAACCUCUGGCGCAGCCGUUUGCACUCCAAGAAGGUGUUUUCCCGCCUCAAGUCAUGAUGCGACAGAUUCUGGAAGGGAAGGUGGUCGGCCAGUUGCAGAGAGAGCCGCACAUUUUGAAGUUCGCCCUCGAAGCAAACUAGGAAGAAGUCGUUCAAAGGAACUGGAGAGAACACUGAUGGGACGAGCUGCUGGGAGAAGGGAUUAUAAAUGUUGCUUUUGAUGGGAGAUGGAUGAGCGUAAAGAUAUUUGGCUUUAGAGUCUCGCCCCCCCCCCAAUUCAAUUCAGUUGUUUUUGCUUCUGGAUCUGCUUAAAAGCAGUUUGUUGAGUUGCGUUCUCUUUAAAAUGAAGAAGAUGAGACUGCUUAGUAGAUGCUGUGACAGGAACUAAAAUAUCAUUGUGUUGAGAUAAAGCACUUUGCAUCUUAAGUUUCUGGAUAAACUCUUGAUGCUGAGGUGGGGCUGUCCUUCCCACCUUGUUUCUGAAUUUAGCAUGUUACAAUUAAAUGUCUAUAUCCAAAA
Molecule: messenger RNA, 1799 nt
Organism: Rhineura floridana
Lineage: Eukaryota; Metazoa; Chordata; Lepidosauria; Squamata; Rhineuridae
Gene: TDRD10
Product: tudor domain containing 10
Exons: 14
Coding region: 243-1421 (392 amino acids)
Molecular function (GO): RNA binding
Source: RefSeq, a predicted model, not a curated record